Messenger RNA from Glycine soja, 758 nucleotides. RefSeq lists its product as uncharacterized. The record is from RefSeq and is a predicted model, not a curated record. The transcript is spliced from 3 exons. The coding region runs from base 143 to 598 and encodes 151 amino acids. NCBI's taxonomy places the organism in Eukaryota, Viridiplantae, Streptophyta, Magnoliopsida, Fabales, Fabaceae.
AUUUCGCCAUCAACACCACGAUAGCAUUGGAAAAAAUUGUUUAAGGUGUGUUUUGGUUUCAGACUUUCACAUAUCAUCAAGUUGGAGCAAAAUUUGCAGUGUGAGAGAGUUGGAUUCAUGCGCUGGGAACUACUACCAAAUCAUGAGUGUGCCUAAUUCCUCCUGUUUUGAAUUGACAAAUCUUUUUGCGAAAAUCUUGAACCAAAGGCAGAAUAUCCAUGAAAAGGAGGAGCAAGGAGACGAUGAGAAGGGCAAGCUUGUAUCAUUAGGACAAAUGAAUAGUUUAAGUGUGAAAGAGGAUAGUAGAACAUCAAAGAACAUUAGUUCUGAAGGUGAAAGAAGAACACCAGAAAUCAUGGGAAGAUGUGCAUCCUGGUGGGCAACCUUCACAUUUUUUGUGUGUUUGUGUUCAUUAAAAUUCAGCAAGCCACUUCUCCAACCACAAGGACCCAAUUCACUAUGGCUUGCCAUAUUAGGAAUGUUCAGUUUUACUGUGUUUGUAUCUGCUGCUUCUGUUAUGGUUGUUGUUGAAGCACAGUUCACUCGUAUGCAGAUAACUGUUAUGCUCAGUGCCUUCUUGGCUCUGCUGUUAGCUUAAUUAGACAGUUUUCAUAUGUGUACUUAUGUUUCCUUUAGCCAUGGCGGAAAAAGUUGUUGUAAUCUUUUUAUUUACAUAAUUUCAUUCGCAUAACAAUAAAACGAUGUUUGGGUAUGUGCUAUCGACGAUUCAAUAGACAGAACAUAUUCAUGGAGGAACA